Molecule: messenger RNA, 1479 nt
Organism: Polistes dominula (European paper wasp)
Lineage: Eukaryota; Metazoa; Arthropoda; Insecta; Hymenoptera; Vespidae
Gene: Bem46
Product: abhydrolase domain containing 13-like protein Bem46
Cellular component (GO): membrane
Molecular function (GO): palmitoyl-(protein) hydrolase activity
Source: RefSeq, a predicted model, not a curated record
AUAUAACAUUUUUAAACAUAUAUAUAUAUAUAUAUAUAUAUAAAGAAAAAAAGAUAUUUUGAGGUUACAGUUCAACCAGUAUUUAUAUAUGUACAAUUAUAAAUAUCGUAUUUAUAAUUACAAUUGUUGUACGAUAUUGUUUACAAUGAAUUAAUGAAGAUAAAAAACUCGUGACUUGUUUGUAAAAGUAAUUUAAAAAAAAGUUAAUUAAAAUUGAAUAUUUUAUCAAAUCAAAGUGUGAUAAAUGAGAAUAUAAAAUGUCUUUUCGUAUGAGACUAGCUCGUAGUCGACCGAUCAAAUUACUUGGUGGAAUCGCUAUGAAACGUUGGGUAUUUUCUGGUGCAUACAUUUUGUUCCUUUUUUUAUUAUACUGGUUUUACAGCUGUAUUUUUGCUUUCUGCUUGCUAUGUAUCACUACUAUAGUCGUAUUAUAUCACAGAGAGGAUCAAUUACUUUAUCAUCCUGGAUCACCAACACAUUCUCGUUCUUAUGUUCCUGCCCCAUCUACUUACAAUUUACCAUAUGAAAGUAUAUACACACGUUCAGGAGAUGGUACUAUGUUACAUAUGUUUUUCAUACCACAACCUGAAGAUAGAGCAAAGAUUGCUCCAACCUUACUUUUUCUUCAUGGGAAUGCUGGAAAUAUAGGACAUAGACUUCAUAAUGUUGUUGGUCUCUACCGUAAUAUUCAAUGCAAUAUCCUAAUGCUGGAGUAUAGAGGCUAUGGAUUGUCACAAGGAUCACCAUCCGAGGAAGGAUUGUAUAUGGAUGCACGCGCUGGAAUUGAUUAUUUAGCUUCCAAACCUAAUAUUAAUACUAAUGAAAUCAUUGUAUUUGGUAGAUCAUUGGGUGGAGCAAUAGCAAUUGAUUUAGCAACUAGGGAAGAAAAUGCAAGAAGAAUUUGGUGUCUUAUACUUGAAAAUACAUUUACAAGUAUUCCUGAUAUGGCUGCAUUUGUAGGAUCCAAAUUUUUCUUAUAUCUACCACUUUUUAUAUAUAAGAAUAAGUAUUUAUCUAAUUUCAAAAUACGAUCGAUGACAGUACCAACAUUAUUUAUCUCUGGUUUAGCAGAUACAUUUGUACCACCUGGAAUGAUGCAAGAACUUUAUAAAAAUUGUCCAAGUAGAUGUAAAAAGAUUCUUCCAAUUUCUGGUGGUACGCAUAAUGAAACAUGGUGUCAACCUGGAUAUUAUGAAAAUAUAUGUUCUUUUUUGAAUGAACUGAGAGAAAAUCCAUCGAUUCCAGUUAAAUCAGGUGAAUGGCAGAUAGAUGAUAUUUAAAAAUCGAUGUUUUAAUGAAAAUGCAUUUUGCGUCCAAGUGUAUAAAAAAUAUUCUAAAACAAACAUGUCCAAUACAAUAUCAAUGUAAUGAAAAUAAAAUAAGGUUGGUCCAAUAAGGUAAAAAUGCAUCAUCCAUUUUCUAGUUUUAUGGUUGAUUAAUAAUAAAAAUGUUUGUUCAUUUUUAGUUUCAAUUUCUUGA